Rhipicephalus sanguineus (brown dog tick) is the source of this 1866-nucleotide messenger RNA. RefSeq names its product pyrroline-5-carboxylate reductase 3. NCBI's taxonomy places the organism in Eukaryota, Metazoa, Arthropoda, Arachnida, Ixodida, Ixodidae. The transcript has 6 exons. Gene Ontology annotation, molecular function: pyrroline-5-carboxylate reductase activity. Bases 96 to 953 code for a protein of 285 amino acids. Gene Ontology annotation, biological process: L-proline biosynthetic process. The record is from RefSeq and is a predicted model, not a curated record.
CGUCACGUCGCGAAAGGUUCGCUUUCGUAAUCUCUCCCAUCGUCUCCAUUCCCAGUUUCUGUUUCUCGUAGCUGCGAUCGCUCUGGUUGUCACACAUGGCGACAAACGAAAAGCUUAUGAAAAAGGUAGAAAAUGUGGGCUUUAUAGGCGCGGGAAACAUGGCCCAGUGCAUCAUAAGGGGCAUCAAGAGCGCAGGUGUACCGGCCCAAAACAUUUGGGUCAGUGCUCCAUCCCUGAAGAACCUGGAUGCACUCAAGGAGGAGGGAUACAACACGACACAGCGAAAUGCAGAGGUACCCAAGAAGUGCAGUAUAGUGUUCCUCUGCGUGAAGCCGCACCUGAUGGAUGUUGUCGGUGCCGAGAUACAACCGCAGCUGACAACCAACCACCUCGUCAUCAGCGUCGCGGCGGCUGUCAAGAUUUCUCACCUAGUCGCUAUGCUCCGUGUGCCAUGUCGAGUGGUCCGGUGCAUGCCGAACACGUGUGUGACAGUGGGUGCAGGUGUGUGUGCCAUCUGCCGUGGCCCUGGUGUGGAUGCGGAUGAUGUUGCGCUGAUCAUCAACUUGCUGGGCAGCAUUGGCCUGUGCGAGGAGGUCUCGGAAAGCAUCAUGGAUGCUGUCUGUGGACUCAGCGGAUCAGGCCCUGCCUACGUAUGCCUGGCAAUCCAGGGAAUGGCAGAUGGAGCAGUCAAGAUGGGCAUGCCCAGGCAGCUAGCACUCAAGUUUGCUGCACAGACCAUCAUGGGUGCUGGCAAGAUGGCUCUCGACAGUGGCUAUCACCCAGAGGAGCUGAAGGACAACGUCUGCUCGCCAGGGGGAACCACGGCCUACGGUCUGUCGGCCCUCGAGAGCCGCUGCGUGCGUGCCGCCUUUGCCGAGGCUGUCGAGGCCGCCACACGCCGUGCUCAGGAGCUGGGACACAAGGUCGAAAGCAAGGGCGCUUCCUCGAACUGACUCUGUGUGGGUUUACCUUUGGAUGCGGCACCCACAAGUUCUUCUUCGAGUGUGUGACAGAGGUGAAGACAAAGACUUUGUCACCGUUCAAGCCCAGUCUUCUUUGCAGUCUUGAAAGAACUGGCCGUGGUGCAGUACGUGCUGGAUGUGCUAACCGUGUCUUAAUUAAUACACUGAAAUACCCACAGACACACUUCGCUGAACUGGAAUAUUCAAGAUAAAAACUGUACCGAAAGCAUUUGAUACUUCACAAUUAUGAUAGCGACGCCGGGGUAUGCAGUCUUCAGUCCUCUCUUAGUAUAUUUGUUUCCUACUGUAUGGUGCAGCUGGCAAAUAAAAGGUGCGUAGAUUCAGUGAUAGUUUUGCUUGGUCUGAAGAAAGGGUCACUCAGUCUUGAGAGUAGAUACAACAACUUUCACCAUCGAUGAUGUAUACUAUCGCUAUCACAGCGUUCACGCAUCACUUAAACACGUGCUGAAGUAUGUAAUGAUGUUGUGAAACUAAACAAAACUAAUGAUGAUAGGUUCAGUGAAUAUGAUUCCUUGCAUCGGAACCAAGCAAGCAGAUAUCACAAUGUAUCAUUGGUCAAUUACGAUACUUUUGUGAUAGCUUUGCUGGAGCACACGCAUUGACAGCUUUCAUUGUUCUUAAUGUAAUUGUGUGCACAUCGUAGUGUUACAAAAGUGUGCUUCGUAAACUGCCUUAGUACAAUGCUUAACAUUUUCCAUGGCCCAAAAGGUAUUGGAAAUGUUUGCUGCAAGAUUAAAUCACGGCAAUGAGCACAUACAUUGUUUUUUAUGUGCAUGUCUGUUUGGCAAAGCAGUACAUACCAGCCUUCUUUCAACAGUGCAAUAAAACCAACUCGUGCCAUUUUGUGUUAUGUCUGGUAAAAAAUGAAAUAAAAGUCACAGAC